GUCUCCUGCAUGGAGGUGUUGCACCAAAUUGCUUUUCUCAAAGAACGUACAACAUGGUGGCAGGAAGACCUAAUCACCCGGUAAAAUUAAAUGAAAUCCACAAUACUGAACUCCAUGACAGGCUGGAAAAGAUACAGAAUGCUGCUACUGUUGAAGAAGCAAGAUUGGCCAUUUUUGAUGCUUCAGAAAGCUUGUCAAUCCUUGGAGCAUUACGGCACAUUAAAGACCUUGAUUUGGUCCUUGAAGCUGCCCAGGAUUACUUUGAGGGGAGAGUAAAAGUAGGACUGGAACAGUUGGCAGAAGGUUUGGAGACAUUUGGCUUAGCAGAGGCUAUCCGUAAGCACCCCUCCGAAUUUGAAGGUCUGUUUUUAAAAUCUUCAAAAUCCUUAGUGGCCAAGGAUCUAAUAAGUCUGUUUCAGCCCAACUUUUCACCACGUGGAAGCAACCGGCGGCGUGAGGAGAACAGAGUUCUUUGCUUUUGGAGAGACUGGCUAAUUAACGUGGAAGGUGGCCAGUGUAUCCCUGUGACCCUGGAAAAGGUGCUCAUCUUUGCAUCAGGACUUGACAGACUCCCUCCCCUGGGAUUUCAAGUCCCACCGUCUUUGGAAUUCCUGCAUGCAACAGGGUGCCGGAGACCGCUACCAGAAGCGAAUACCUGCUCUGUUUGCAUUAGGUUGCCUAUUCACCCCACCUAUGAGGAUUUUGAGCACUGGAUGAACUCUGCAAUCAUACAAGCACCUACAUUUGGGCUUGCUUAAUGCAUUUUGAGAAUGAAUCAAAUUUUAGAUAACCUUUACUUGGCUUUAGAUAUUCUGUCCCCACUGUCCUUGCAGCCCCAGUGCACAACAAGUCAUAAGAGCUUUGUUCUUUUAAUUGUUUGGAACUUAAAACAGCUGUGAUUUUUUUUUUUUCAAAUAUUUCAAUAUUAGAAACAGCCACAGUAUUUACAAGUAAAUCCCACAUAGAAUAGAGAUUUGUAAGAAUUCUGCAAUUAUGCAGUCAACCCGUUUGGGAUAGUUGAUAAGUCACUGAAAUAUUAUGAUUUGAAAUGUUGCAUGUCCUUUAUUGCCUCAUCGUCAGCAUAACAACCACUCCCUCACAACUCCACACAGGCCCCAGUAGACCCAUCCCCCACCACACCCACUAGACUGUUGCCCCCUUCAAAAUACAAAACAGAAUGUUUUUUCCACGUCUUUUAUUUGUUCAAAACAUGUACAACAGUUGUGAUGUUAAUGUUGUAAUGAAUGUAAUGAAUUAUCAGCUAUCUUCUAUCCUGUUACUAUGAUCACUCUCUUGCCUUAGUGAACAAAUGUCACCAAAGUCAUCAGCUAUGUUACAAAGAAAUGCAAUUUUGAGUAAAUUUGUCUUUUAUUCACGUCUUUUAUUUG
Molecule: messenger RNA, 1388 nt
Organism: Astyanax mexicanus (Mexican tetra)
Lineage: Eukaryota; Metazoa; Chordata; Actinopteri; Characiformes; Acestrorhamphidae
Product: G2/M phase-specific E3 ubiquitin-protein ligase-like
Exons: 4
Coding region: 54-758 (234 amino acids)
Molecular function (GO): ubiquitin-protein transferase activity
Source: RefSeq, a predicted model, not a curated record